Molecule: messenger RNA, 1275 nt
Organism: Zea mays
Lineage: Eukaryota; Viridiplantae; Streptophyta; Magnoliopsida; Poales; Poaceae
Exons: 3
Coding region: 339-1100 (253 amino acids)
Biological process (GO): photomorphogenesis; regulation of DNA-templated transcription
Cellular component (GO): nucleus
Molecular function (GO): zinc ion binding
Source: RefSeq, marked provisional
CAUCAUCCCGUUCCGCCGAGUGAGCACAUCACAUCAGAUCAAAAUCGGCGCGUCCAAGCGUGGUUCCGGCGUGUAGCUAGUACACGGGGAGACGAGCCGGGAGCCCCUGGCCACAAGUCUCCCCGGCGAGUCCUCCACCACAAGCUCGCCCGGCAGCGGCAGCUCACUGAUUGCUCCAGUUGCGUGCUCGCGCGCGCAAGCUCGUCCUCCUCCAUCGCAGUCGGUGGCCUUAUCUUGUUCGUCCUUGCCUCCCUCGUUGUUGCGACUUGCGAGACGACAGGACAGGAUAGCGAGCUGGGCCUGGGAGUAUAGACCGCAGACAGAGAGGUGGAGCGGCCAUGAAGAUCCAGUGCGACGCGUGCGAGGGCGCGGCUGCCACCGUGGUGUGCUGCGCCGACGAGGCCGCGCUGUGCGCGCGCUGCGACGUCGAGAUCCACGCCGCCAACAAGCUCGCCAGCAAGCACCAGCGCCUCCCGCUCGAGGCUCUCUCCGCCAGCCUCCCGCGCUGCGACGUCUGCCAGGAGAAAGCGGCGUUCAUCUUCUGCGUGGAGGACCGGGCGCUCUUCUGCCGGGACUGCGACGAGCCCAUCCACGUCCCGGGCACGCUCUCCGGGAACCACCAGCGCUACCUCGCCACCGACAUCCGCGUCGGCUUCGCCUCCGCUUCGUCAGCGUGCAGUGACGCCUGCGACGCCCACGACGACUCCGACCACCACGCCCCGCCCAAGGCCGCCGUCUCCUCCGCGGCGCAGCAGGUGCCCUCGCCGCCGCAGUUCCUGCCACAGGGCUGGGCCGUCGACGAGCUCCUGCAGUUCUCCGACUGCGAGUCCAGCGACAAGCUGCACAAGGAGUCCCCGCUCGGGUUCAAGGAGCUGGAGUGGUUCACCGACAUCGACCUCUUCCACGAGCAGACGCCGAAAGCCGGCAGGAGAUUGGCUGAGGUACCGGAGCUUUCCGGAACCCAGGCCGCGAACGACGCGGCGUACUACAGGCCAGCCAAAGCCACUGCCACUGCCGGCGCCGGGGUGCGCCAGAGCAAGAAGGCCCGGACCGAGGUCACCGACGACGAGGACCACCUCAUCGUCCCUGAUCUCGGCUAAAAUAAAAGAAAGGGCAGGAGUUUUGUUUCUUCUCCUGCUGUGUGUACAACCAGUGUCGUGUCGUGCAUCUUUGACUGUAGUAUUGCACAGCUGUGAACAUGAUAACUCUAAGCACACUUUGUGUCUUUGUUGCUACGCUAGUCUAUACUAUACUUAAAGCACCAGUUUCAACGGU